Messenger RNA from Acanthoscelides obtectus, 312 nucleotides. The record is from the annotation of a GenBank genome assembly. NCBI's taxonomy places the organism in Eukaryota, Metazoa, Arthropoda, Insecta, Coleoptera, Chrysomelidae.
AUGGGCGAGGAAGGCUUCAAAACCGAUGACGUAAGAAUCCCUAUGGUGGAAAAAGGGUCUCUGUUCGGAAAGAGGUCCCCGCUCCGGAGUGACAAACCGUUCCCAAAAGUGUUCAGUGACAUGGAAGAUGCUGACUACUAUAUACAGGCAGCCAAACGACUACAGAAGAAAAACAACGGAUACAAAUUAAAAAUUAUAGUUAUUCCGUGGUAUUCAUGUGUUAUGUUAUUUCAAAUAAACUUGAUAAUAGUGAGGUUCAACCGACCCUGCCUUGAGAAGCAAGAGUCUUGUAACAUUAUGGAAGCUAGUUAA